UUCUCUUAUGCUUUCACCCUGCCCCAGUCCCCACGCGCACUGCCUCCAUCCCGACCCCGCCUCCCUUCCCACCUCCCAUCCGCGCCGCCGCCGUCAAUCCCGGCCCAGAUCAGCGCCGCGGCCGCCGCUAUCCCUACCCAGAUCCGCGGCCGAUGGAGUGUGACGGCGGCUUCGAGUUCUUUGGCCCGUCCGAUCCGGGGUCGUCCGCCGCCGGCAAUACGUACUCUCAGGCGGGUUGGAGCGGCGGCCGCGGCGGAGUCCAAGGUCGACGCGCGGUCUCCAACCCAUCCUUUGCCAAACCGUGUACAGAGAUGGAUCUUGCCACGGGAGGCGCCUCGGUGCCGUGGGCCGAGCUCCCCGCCGACGCGCUCAGCGAGAUCGCUGGCCACCUGCGCGACGCCGGCGACCUGGUCCGCUUCCUCGCCGUGUGCAGGCCGUGGCGCGGGGCUCCGCCGCCGCCCCGCGCGCCCAGCUUCCUCCCGUGCCUCGUGGAGCCGUCCGGCGUGUUCGACGACCCCGGUGUGGGCCUCCACACGCCCUUGUCGGCGAGGAAAACCCGGUUCCUCCUGCCCCUCCCCGCGCUCCGCGGCAAGAAGGUAGAGAGAUCCGACGCCUCCGGUGGCCGCGUCCUCGCCGUUAGCUGUUCCGACGGUACCCGAGCGGCCGAGCUCAUCAACCCGCUCAACGGAGACGCCACCUCCCUGCCUCCACCGCCUCGUCGCAUAUGGCCCGAGUCGCGGAGUGCGAGCAGCGGCGUCGUCUCCCGCAGCGGCGCUGUCGUGCUCCACGCGAACCCGCACCUCAACUUGGCGGCCGUCCUGCUGCGGCCCGGCGAGCUCGUCUGGGAGGAAGUCAGCGUGACCUUCUCGGUGUGGGCGCGUGGCGUGGUGGACACAAGGUUUAUGGAUGAGCAGGAUCGCGUCGCCGCGGCGCUGUGCUCUUCCACCGUCCUCCCCGGGGCCGCCGCGUGCGCCACCGCGAAGCUGCCGCGUCAGCCUCCCCGGAGUCACAGAUACCUGCUCGAGUUCCGCGGCGAGCUUCUCUGCGUUGACGUGGUGAUGCGGCUGCCAUUUCAUUACAAGCAGGUCGUGCUGGAAUCGGUGUCCGUUCACAGGAUGCAGGUCGGAGACGAGGGGAGGCCUCGGUGGGUGGAGAGUGAUCACGGUCGGGGUGAUACCGACCAUCUCUGCUUCUUCCUCAGUUCGAGGGGCAGCUUCGCCGUCGACGCUCGGGAGUACGCCGGCAGCGCGGAGGUGACCGGCGGGUGCGCCUUCUUCUGCAGCUGGCACCCGACGAUUACGCUGGUCAGGAGGUUUUAUGUUGUGUACAAGUAUAGCUUCCGGAACGGCAAGGUCACGGUCGUCGCCGAGCUGCAUACCUUCUUUGACAAACUCCCCAUGUGGUUCAUACCUCGACCGAGGAUGCCUCCUGCUCCACUGGAUCAUUGUUUAGUGGCAUUUAUUUUUUGGGAUAGAGGUAGUAGCAUUUACGUGCCUAUUUUGAGUACAUACUGGUGAUUCCAUUUUUCAGCAUCUAUGCUGUUUCUUCUA
This is a messenger RNA of Panicum virgatum (switchgrass), 1550 nucleotides long. RefSeq lists its product as uncharacterized. The record is from RefSeq and is a predicted model, not a curated record. NCBI's taxonomy places the organism in Eukaryota, Viridiplantae, Streptophyta, Magnoliopsida, Poales, Poaceae. Gene Ontology annotation, molecular function: protein binding. Bases 153 to 1517 code for a protein of 454 amino acids. The transcript is spliced from 2 exons.